CGGUGGGGAGGAGGAUGGCCGAGGACUCGGAUUCUGAGUUCGGCCUGCCGUGGAGACGCCGUGAGGCCAUGGGGGUGGACGCUCUGUGGAACCUCAGGAGACUCCUGCAGAGACUCGAGAAAGGCUACCACCAUGACAUCUCCCUCUACACCUCCGGACACCUGAACCCCAACAAUCUCUACCGGCCCCCCGAGAAGAUCGUGCAUCACUGGCGCAACGCCCACCGGCCCGCGGUGCGGAGACGCGCGGAGAGCCCGUCGGCGAAGAAGGCGGCCGCGAUGAAGGACGCGCUGGCCCACUUCGCCAUCCACACGGCGCUGCGCCCCAGCGAGGCCCCGGGCACGCCGCUCUUCCGGUACCUGCACCCCCAGGCAGGGGCCUCGCACUCCUCCCAGGAGGAUGUCGCCCCGCAGCCGCGUGGGGGGGCAGGGGGCUCCCCCCCGCAGCGCAGGAAGGAGGAGCUCACGUGGCCGGAGGUGAAGGUGCUGAAGCCCAAGGCGGCGCGGUCCAGCCGGCAGUGCGUGCUCUCGCCCCCGGGCCGGGACGAGUACCGCUACGUGGCCUCCUACCUGGCGGGCCUGACCAGGGCGGACAAGUACACGAAGUUCCUGCAUUUCCAGAGGCACGUGCUGGCCACGCAGGACCUCCUGGAGAGCGACUUCACGGGGGCCCAGGCGGCGCUGCGCCACGAAAAGAAGCUGGAGCAGGAGCUCCGGGAGGUGUGCGCGUGCGACCCGCAGGAGCUGCACCGGCUGCAGGUGUUCAGCCGGGCCUUCGAGGACGUCUGCAGCAGCUCCUUGCUGUUCGGCGGCAUCCUGAAAGAAGUGAAGGAUGAAUACGAGCUCUACAUGGCCCUCCUGCUGAGCACGCAGCCCUCGGAGCAGUACCAGACUCUGCUGGAGGAGGCCCAGGGGCUGGCGAGGAGCUCGGUGAAGACGGCGGACGUCACCCGGGCCCGGGAGGAGCUGAGGGAGCUCGUGGCGGCCACCAACGCGGCCCUGGAGCACAAUGACAGGCUCAGGAGCGAGCUGGCGGAGGAGCGGCGGCGGCUGAGAUGCGCGCAGGAGCAGGCAGAAUCUUCUGAGAAACACGUAAGGGAGGAGGAGGAGGAGGAGCUCACGCUCAUCGACAAGGUGGAGAGGAAGAGAUGCGAAGUCCUCCAGAAGCUGGACGAGAUCCGAGCUCUGGAGCGAGAAAUGAAAACCACUCUGGUCCACACGGGGGGUUUACAGAUCACGGAGAGCAGGGUCAAGAGCAUCGAGACUAAAACUAUAAAAUUAGAAAGAGCAAAUAUUAUUUUGAAGAAGAAAAUAAAUGUUAUCAACAACCAGGUGAAGCAGUGCCUGGGGAAGAGCAGGCUGAGUGGGGAGGAGCAGCGGAACCUUUGGGAAUUUAUUAAAGAAUAUGUAGGACUGAAAGACACAGAUAGCAACUCGGAGGUGGCCGAACAAAACGACCCGUGAGCAUCCAGAGCAUCGUAUAGAUCGAGGCUGUUCGCAUGGGUGUACAUUAAUGAAGAUGCAUCUCCUUUCGUCACUUUUAAUUUCCAAUAAAUUAACGUGUAUCUUACUCAAGAUACUGAA
Eptesicus fuscus (big brown bat) is the source of this 1583-nucleotide messenger RNA. RefSeq names its product chromosome 10 C6orf118 homolog (gene C10H6orf118). Lineage: Eukaryota; Metazoa; Chordata; Mammalia; Chiroptera; Vespertilionidae. Bases 15 to 1463 code for a protein of 482 amino acids. The record is from RefSeq and is a predicted model, not a curated record. The transcript is spliced from 10 exons.